This is a messenger RNA of Aspergillus homomorphus CBS 101889, 1645 nucleotides long. RefSeq lists its product as uncharacterized. The record is from RefSeq and is a predicted model, not a curated record. Bases 263 to 1516 code for a protein of 417 amino acids. Lineage: Eukaryota; Fungi; Ascomycota; Eurotiomycetes; Eurotiales; Aspergillaceae. The transcript has 3 exons.
GAUAAGAUAAGCUUAUCGAUAAGCCCCAGCCCACUCAAAUAACCAUCACAUGACCAUUCUCUCUCCCCUACGCAACAUGGUUCAUUCAAACAAAAACAUUCCACCAACUCUUCCCCACAGCGCCAAUACGCUCUCCCCCCCUCAACCCUUUAUCUCCUCCUCCAAUCGCAUCUGCUGCCACCCAUAUAUCCACCUCUAAUAAUCAGAAAGAAGAACACCAAGUAAAUUAACCGAGCAAGGGUUAAAAAAAAAAAGAAGAACAAUGCCACCACCGCUCGCGAAACCCAAAUUCAACCCAAAUCCUCAACCCCGCGCCCGCUUCUUCGAUGUCUUCAACUCCGCUUCUACGGGCCACCAGGUGGCCGAUGGGGGCUCCCGCGGCCGAGAAUGGCGGAUCACCCGGCGGGAGAAAUUGGCGCGACAGUUUGGCUCGAAGGAUGGGGAUUGCACUUCGUCUGGAUCUUUGCUGUCGGCUGGGAAGCCCGGGGAGGAGGGAACGGAGGAAAGGGGAGAGUGGGUGUUUGCUCGUCCGGAGUCCGUUUGCUCGGGGGACAACAAUCACAACAACAAUAACAGCCACUCACAAUUGUGCUCGCAUGGGUCGUCCAGGCGAGCGCCCCCGAUGCUGCAUGGUCGGUCUAGGUCGUCGUUGACGUCGACUCCCGCCGGUCAGUUGGAUAUACGGAAUAUGCUUGGUGGACAGGUUCGGAAACGUGGAUACCCUGCUAUUGAUAGGAGUGGUGGUGAUUAUGAUGAUUUGGAGUGGGCUGGUAUAAAGAAAGUGAAGGCACACACGGGGUACAGCCACUCUGUUAGGGCUACAGAUACUGCUGCUACCGCCUUACCAUCACCAUCAGCAGUAGCAACAGCAGUGAGAUUGGACGAUUCGAGGGAACGCGACACGGUUGGACGGGUGUCUACAGCCACUUCCUCCACGUCUCGACCUACACCACCUCCUACUACCUCCUUCCUGUCCACGACCACAACCACAACUACAGACCCAGGUCCAGCUCCUUCUACUACAUCCAGAACAUUCUCACCACCCCCUUCCACGGCAACAGCCGCGGCCCCAGAAUCAAAGUCACCAUUCCUGCAAGCCGAACCCACCAACAAGAAGAUAUUCGCCUCUCUCACCAUCCACAUCAACGGCCAGACAACACCCCUGAUAUCUGACCAUACUCUCAAACGUCUUCUGGUCACGCAAGGAGCAACCCUCAGUCUCUCCCUCUCUCGCAAGAUUACUCAUGUCAUCAUCGGCGUUCCCAAUGCGGGACCGGGGAACGGCGGCGCCGGGGGUGGGCUCGCAGCUACAAAGAUCCAGAAGGAGAUUCAACGCGGAGGGUGGAAGGGGAUCAAGGUUGUGGGGCUUCAAUGGGUUCUGGAUAGCAUUAAAGCUGGGAAACGGCUGUCGGAAGGGAGGUAUGCGGUUCAAUUGGGAGGAAGGCAGAGGAGUGUGCUCGGAUUCUGCUCCUCAUCGUCGUCGGCAGUGACACCACCCUCUACGGUCGGCUUAUGAUGCGCAAACAUACAGGCUCGUCUGGCCAAAGACAUUUUCAUCGUCAACAAGCUUCUCACCACUUCGUAACAAAAGAUACCCCACCCGACAGCCUUUGAUGAAGUCCUAUAUAUACAUACGGCAUUACUU